GGCGGCGGCGGCGGCGGCGGCGGCGGCGGCGGGGUGGGGGAAAGGUGAGCAGGGAGAUGCCCCCUCAAUGCGUCCAGGUUCUGUGAACGUCGCCGUCGGGGUUUAGAGCUGGGACGCAGCGCUCUCGGCCUCCCAAUUUCAAAAGUUUCUUUAUUUGUCUGAGGGCUUUCUUCCGGUGGAUUCUACAUUCAGGCACUUACUUGGCCACCCAUUCACCCUUCAAGGGUCCUCGCCACCCUCCCGCCGCUAAUUAAGUGACGGACACAGUAGCCAAGGCAACCGCCUGAUUGACAGGCAUAAUUACCAACCAACUUCCGGCAACUUCUGUCUGGGCCCGCCCAGCGCGUGGCCGGUGGCCCAAUGAAAGAAGUGAAAGCGCCAAAGGGGACGGUAACGGAGCAGACUUGGUUGUGGCGGUUCCCCGGUGAUUGCGCGCUGUGGGCUGAGGCGUUUACGGUGGUCGGACUAUGCUGUGACGUAACAUAGCGACAGCGUUGGCAGUGUGAGCGCACUCCUGUGGAGGGACCCCUUGGUCACGGAGGUGCCGUGGUGUGGAGGCAGGUUGCUAUUUGUGGGCUUUCCCUCGGAGCCCUUCACGAGUGGGGGAGGGGCAGCGGACGACGAGCGGCUACGGUCUGCGCUUGCGCCGGCAUCUCUGCUCUCCCGGCCCGCACGCACGCGCAUGCCCGCUGCGCGCGGAGCCGCGGUGACCGGCAGCACUGCGCGUGCGCGCCGAGGAGCCCGCUGAGGAGCGGCGCUGGCGGACGUCGGGCGGGCGGCGCGUGACGUCGUGAGGAGCGCUUUAAAGUGCGGGUCGGGCCGGGCAUCCGGGGGUCUGGCCGGGUGUCAGGCGGAUCCUCCGCAGCGGCCCUCCGCGGUAUGAGGCGCUGCCGGUGCCCUUGCCCCCUGGGACGUGGAGAAGGUGGAGGAGGAGAAAGCCCCGUUGCCGCCACCGCUGCAUGACCCGCUGCCCCUGAGGUUCGAUCCUUUGCCUAGCUCCUCGACUCCCUCCACCAGACCCCCGGCCUCGCAUGGGGGCCUUGCGUUGAGGACUUUCUUUUCUCCGGGGGCCCCAGGGCACGUCCCCCGAGAGCCAUGCCCGGCCGCCCUGCCCGCCCCGGAGGACCCUAGAACAGCGUCGCGGGGCCAUGGCGGCCGCCAGCGGUUACACGGACCUGCGUGAAAAGCUUAAGUCCAUGACGUCCCGGGACAACUAUAAGGCGGCCGCCGCUGUGGCCGCCGCCGCCGCGGCCGCCGCCGCCGCCGAGCCUUACCCGAUGCCCGGGACCAAGCGCAAGUACCAGGAAGAUUCGGACCCGGAGCGCAGCGACUACGAGGAGCAGCAGCUGCAGAAGGAGGAGGAGGCGCGCAAGGUGAAGAGCGGCAUCCGCCAGAUGCGCCUCUUUAGCCAGGACGAGUGCGCCAAGAUCGAGGCCCGCAUCGACGAGGUGGUGUCCCGCGCCGAGAAGGGUCUGUACAACGAGCACACGGUGGACCGGGCUCCACUGCGCAACAAGUACUUCUUCGGCGAGGGCUACACGUACGGCGCCCAGCUUCAGAAGCGCGGGCCCGGCCAGGAGCGCCUGUACCCACCGGGCGACGUGGACGAGAUCCCCGAGUGGGUGCACCAGCUUGUGAUCCAGAAGCUGGUGGAGCACCGCGUCAUCCCCGAGGGCUUCGUCAAUAGUGCGGUAAUCAACGACUACCAGCCCGGCGGCUGCAUCGUGUCCCACGUGGACCCCAUCCACAUCUUUGAGCGACCCAUCGUGUCUGUGUCCUUCUUUAGCGAUUCCGCGCUCUGCUUCGGCUGCAAGUUCCAGUUCAAGCCUAUCCGGGUGUCGGAACCUGUGCUUUCCCUGCCAGUGCGCAGGGGGAGUGUGACUGUGCUCAGUGGAUAUGCUGCUGAUGAAAUCACUCACUGCAUACGGCCUCAGGACAUUAAGGAGCGCAGAGCGGUCAUCAUCCUCAGAAAGACGAGGUUAGAUGCACCCCGGUUGGAAACCAAGUCACUGAGCAGCUCUGUGCUGCCCCCCAGCUAUGCUUCAGAUCGCCUAUCGGGAAACAACAGGGACCCCGCUCUGAAACCCAAGCGGUCCCACCGCAAAGCAGACCCUGAUGCUGCUCACAGGCCUCGCAUCCUGGAGAUGGACAAGGAAGAGAACCGGCGCUCGGUGUUGCUGCCCACACACCGGAGGAGGGGGAGCUUCAGCUCCGAGAACUACUGGCGCAAGUCCUACGAGUCUGGGGAGGACUGCUCAGAGGCGGCAGGCAGCCCUGCCCGAAAGGUGAAGAUGCGGAGGCACUGAGGCCCCAUCCUCUCUGGAACCUUGGUACUCCUCACGGAGCUGCCCCUUCUUUUGUUUCGUUUUUGAGGGGAUUUUUUUGUUUAUUUGUUUUGAUCCUUACAUUUUUUCCCUCAAUUUUGUUGCCUGGUAAGGCUGAAGAACAGAAUUGGCUGGGACCUGGUUCUCACGUUCUUGGUUUUCUUCCUGGAUGGAAAGGCUGACGGAAGCUUAUGCUGGAGUGGCUAGAAGAGGCAUGGGGGGCAGCCUUCCUCAGGUGGGGCUGUGUCAGGCUGGUUUUAUUUAAAAGCAACAAAAUGUUUUGGUUAAGAAAAUUCUUGUUUUGCUUUCAAUGUAAAUCUCAGUGUUGUAAAUGAAAUUCAGUCUUCUGCCCACCCCUCCCCUAUGUCUCUGCUGGGUUGAGGUCUCCUGGGCCUUGCUGGCUCCACAGGGGUCCUACUGUCCUCCCACCUCUCACCUGCUCUCCAGGCCCCAGAAACUCACGCAAACAUCCUCUUCCUGUUUGCAGAGUCAUUCAGGAUGACUGGACAGGGGCUUCAACAGUGCAAGCCCCUGCACCCCACCCCGGAGUGCUUCCAUGCCCCCUGGCCUCCUCUGCUCAUGGGUCCCUGGCUGCAGUGGUCCUGACCUCUGUUGCUGAGAGCAUGCCUCUUGCUGGGUUGCUCCUUUCAGGCAUCUGCGUGUGAUUGUAUGGAACAGUUAGACUUGCCAUGUUGGGGCAGCUUUAGCAAUUGUUUCUAGCUAGAGGGACUGGUGUCCUUCCAAGUCUAGCAUUUGGGGUAUGGAAAAUUGUGGUGUGUGGUAGGGGUUUUGUUUUGUUUUGAGUUUUUAUUUUUUCCUUUAGUCUUGGCUUUUUCCUUUCCCUUUCCUUUCUCCUACAUGGGCCUUCUCCCCAUGUCAUCCCUAUAGGAAGGGGCCUGCCCCUUCUGUCUGCCUGCAGCGCACACCCAAGGCCAGAACUCAGGCCUGCGGGCUGUGUGUCUCUUCUGCCUCAGGGGUGUGGGAACCAGGGAAGGGGCUUUUAAAAAAUAGUAAUGAAGGGGGGGGGAAUAAAUGAAGUCGUAGGCAGUUUCCACCUACUCAGACCCUCUAAGGCUGCAAGGUUUUGCUGAUCUAGGUUCAUUAGAAAUGUCUCCUUGCCAGCCAGGGCCAAGACCCAGGCCUGCUGAGUGGAGAGGCCUUCCCAAGUCCCCAGGCUGCCACCACCCCAGGGGGGCCUAGGCCCAAGACUGCAGAAAUCUGGGGCAGCCACCACCAAGAAGCCCCUCUCAGGGGCCAGAACUCCUUUGACAGUGUGGAUUCCUCAAGUUGGAACUGCAUAACUAAAGCAGUUGCAGUUUUAUUUUUUUUACAGCUUUUUUCCCCAAAAUGAUUUGUAGUUGUGUGUGUGCAGCACUUUGCCCUGAUAUGUGUGCUCUACAAUAAAAACCAAAUCUAAUAUAUUUUGAAACAGUUGUCUGAUGUUAUCGUAAGAGAGGGCUUGCCUUUGGUGCUUCCUUAAUCCCUUUAUUUACUCCUUAAACUAAGAAUGGGUUGGGAAUGGGCAGAGCUCAUUGCCCACGAGGGCUCCAGAGGAGACAACCUGUUGCUGACACGGCUCAGGGCUGAAGGUGGACUUGCCUCCUGCCUUCUCUCCCCCUCCCAGGAGGAUGGACUUCACAAACCGUGUGUCCAUGUGCUGGGGCACUGUGGGCCCACAGGAGCCAGGACCAUCCCCUGCUGAGUUCUGGAAAGGUGUUCGGAGAGGCCUGUGCCAGUGAAGGAGGGACAGCAUGAGCAGAGGCAGGGGAGAGCCUGGCCUUUGUAGAAGAUCUGCAAGUGGUUUUGCACAUGAAACGAAUUCUCGAGUUCUUAGUAUAUGCCAGCCAAGCCCACACUGUGGCACCAGUAGUGAGCAGAACACUUCUGGUCCCUGGUACAGAUGCAGGCAUGAGGCAGGCAUGCUGGGAUGGACUGGAAUUGAGGCCCAAGGGCUUUCAGUCCCUCCAGAUUCCGGACCUGGCUCUCAGGUUCUGGUCAAGGGCUUUGGUCUAGAGUCUCCCUCGUUCGCUUGCCCAGAGCCAGUCUGCUUGGCCACAUUCUUGCUGUGGAAACCUGGCAAGCCACUUAACUCCCCACUUAACAGAAGAGAAGAGAGCCUAGAGAAAGCAAGUGACUGGCCAGGGCUCAGUCCUGCAAAUUGGUGACAGGACAUAAAGAGGGGAUCAGAGCCUCUGUCUGGCCAGACUGGGCCCUGGAUGCCCCAGAGAGAAGACACGAGCUGAGAGGGAAAGUGACUUGCAAAACAUCAUCCAGACUACAUGGUAGAGGUGGACACCCCCCCACUCUGUGCCUGGUCUCCUGCCUUGGAGCAUGGGAUGGAGGCGCACAUGGACAGCUGGGGAGCUGGGAGGGACUCUUCUGUAGCUGUGAUAAAGCCAGACCUGACCUCUUCCUAGUCGCUGGGUGAAAAGACGCCCUUUGCCCUGCAGGAUUGAGGGAUGGGAGGGGCUCCAGCCCUAGCAGGUCCUGCUGUGUCAUUGGCUUUAGUCACUGCACCUGUACAGUGGCUCCAUGGCACCCCAUCUCUGGGACUGAUAAUCCUCUGAGCAGUCCUCAAGCCUGUGGAGGCCUUAAGGAAGUGGGUCCCAUAACUGAUGCCUGGAAUCUGACUUCCCAGCUAUUUCCUGGGGCACCAGCUGUUUGGGCCAGGUGCUGAGUCUCGUCAGUCUGCCCCCGGUCCAGUCUUGCACAUAGUAGGUGCUAUAUAACAACAUCUGGCGCCAGUAUGCCCACCUGGGAGCCCAUUCCAUUCCUCCAACCCUGUUGUGUGGUGGGGGAAACAGGUCCAAAGUCAUGUUCAUUCAUUCAAAAAAUAUUUGUCCUACUGUGUGCCAAGCUCUGAGCUGGGUGCUGAGGAUACAAGACCUGGUAUAUAUCAAAUACACACAUACAUAUAAUGUUAUAAAUUGUACAGAUAUAAAA
This is a messenger RNA of Hipposideros armiger (great roundleaf bat), 5267 nucleotides long. It is a transcript of the gene ALKBH5, whose product is annotated as alkB homolog 5, RNA demethylase. Bases 1149 to 2306 code for a protein of 385 amino acids. The transcript is spliced from 4 exons. Gene Ontology annotation, molecular function: oxidative RNA demethylase activity. NCBI's taxonomy places the organism in Eukaryota, Metazoa, Chordata, Mammalia, Chiroptera, Hipposideridae. Gene Ontology annotation, cellular component: nucleus. Gene Ontology annotation, biological process: mRNA processing; mRNA export from nucleus. The record is from RefSeq and is a predicted model, not a curated record.